AUCAGACCUUGGAGGAUAUAAAGACAAGCACUUCGGUGCAUGGCACAAAACACCCAUCACCAUCACAUUUUCGCAGUUAGCAUCCUUUCCGGACAGAUGUCUGUCGAAACCAGGAACUUCUAUCCCGACCUCGAGCGUCAUGUCACGCCGACGGCAUCGGGCUCUCAGGUUGUCAGCUACGUGCAUGACCUUGGCCCAAGCCGCCCCAUCCUGACGCUGAUCCACGGCUAUCCUCAGUCUUCGUUGAUCUGGCGUUAUAUCGUCCCACAGCUGAAGCAAAAGGCAUCUCUCUUCAUCCCCGAGCUCCCCGGCUACGGCAUCAGCACCCCGUCCGACAAGCACAGCAAGCUCGAGGUCGGCCGCGCACUCCUCGAGGCCCUCAUCUCCACCUUCAAGCUGCAGCCCGGCGAGGCGGCGGCCCCGCGCACCGUGAUCCUGGGCGGGCACGACCGCGGCGCCCGCAUCGCGCACCGGCUGGCCGUGUCCCUGUCGCACGACCCGGCCUUUGCCCAAUCCUCGGGCGCCGGCGGCGGCCUACUGCGCGUCGCGGGCGCGGCGCUCCUCGACAUCGUGCCGACGCAGGCGCAGUGGGCGGCGUUCGCGGACCCGGUCUCGUCGCGCGCCUACUUCCACUGGCCGCUGCUGGCCAACGUGGCGCUGGCGGUGCCGCUGAUCCGCGCCUACGGCGGCGCGCGCUGGUGCCGGCAGUCGCACGCGCUCGUCGCGGGGUCGGACGAGGCCGGGCGCGCCCGCGUCGUCGAGGCCGACGGGGCGGCCGACGUGCACGCCGAGCUGUUUGAGCGCGAGGAGACCAUCAGGUGCUCGUGCGAGGACUACGCGGCCGGCUCGACCGUGGACGUCGUCGAGCAGGUCGCGGACCAGGCCGCGGGCCGCAAGCUGGACGUGCCGACGCUGGUCCUGUUCUCGGCCGCGGGGAUCGGUGGCCGCAUGGACGUUGCCGGCAUCUGGAAGGACUGGGUCGCGCCCGGGGUCGAGCUGGAGGCGGUGGCGGUCGGCGGGGGGUAUGGGCAUUACCUGCCCGAGGAGGCGUGUGAUGAUGUGCUUGAGCACCUCUCCAUGUUCCUCAAAUCGGUGGCAUGAUCAACGCUGCUUCGGUAAUAGGAAAGUGGAAAAGAAUUCAUUAUACUGCUCAGGUGUCCAGACGAAGCUGGCAGGCUCGCCGUGGUAUGCAACGAAGAGCCAUAGAUUGUUAUUCAGAACACUACGGUAGCAUGAGGUGACACUGUCGGUCAGAUGCUUGCCUAAAAUACAAGAUACAACCUCAAUCUGGGAGUUGUGUGAGCAUGUCCCCU
This is a messenger RNA of Gaeumannomyces tritici R3-111a-1, 1313 nucleotides long. RefSeq lists its product as hypothetical. The transcript has 3 exons. The record is from RefSeq and is a predicted model, not a curated record. Bases 40 to 1101 code for a protein of 353 amino acids. Lineage: Eukaryota; Fungi; Ascomycota; Sordariomycetes; Magnaporthales; Magnaporthaceae. Gene Ontology annotation, molecular function: hydrolase activity.